Desarmillaria tabescens is the source of this 314-nucleotide messenger RNA. RefSeq lists its product as uncharacterized. The transcript has a single exon. The coding region runs from base 21 to 218 and encodes 65 amino acids. The record is from RefSeq and is a predicted model, not a curated record. Lineage: Eukaryota; Fungi; Basidiomycota; Agaricomycetes; Agaricales; Physalacriaceae.
AUGUCACCUAUCCUGAACAUAUGUGGCCUCGGUUGGCCGGUAUUGUUUAUUAUGGAGUGCGACACUUCACCACGCGAUUUGUAGAUGCAGAGAACCAAGUAUGGUUUAACGACGGCAUUGCAUUAGGUAGACAUUCGCUACAUGAAGGUCAUAUUGACGACGUCAACAUGAUGCGAGACAAGACGGGCAAAGACCGUGACAUGUUCAUAUACAGGUAGGCCAAUAUAUGAAAACUGAUGUGCCCGACGGAAAGAAAAUUCAUAGGACUCGGACAUGCCACGCAGAUGCGUUGGCCCUCACCCCACUAGUACCAC